This is a messenger RNA of Terrapene triunguis (Three-toed box turtle), 3919 nucleotides long. Its product is annotated as low molecular weight neuronal intermediate filament-like. Bases 45 to 1454 code for a protein of 469 amino acids. Gene Ontology annotation, cellular component: intermediate filament. The transcript has 4 exons. NCBI's taxonomy places the organism in Eukaryota, Metazoa, Chordata, Testudines, Emydidae. The record is from RefSeq and is a predicted model, not a curated record.
CAGCAUCGUCCCUUCCCUGCCUGCAGCUCCCUCGCAGCCCCACCAUGAGCUACACCAGCGACCUGCUCUACCCACCCUCCUCCUAUAAGAAGAUCUUCGGGGAAACUUCUCGCCUCUCCAGCAGGGUCUACAGCAGCCCGGCACCUCCCCGGGCUGCCGGCUACCGCGCCCACCAUGCCAGGGACUCCUACCCCACCUCCUAUCGCAAGCUGGCCGGGCCCAGCUCCGCGAACCACCUGGAGCUGCUCUCCCAGUCCAGCGCGGUGAGCAACGAGCUGAAAAUCGUGCGCACCAACGAGAAGGAGCAGCUGCAAGGGCUCAACGACCGCUUCGUGACCUACAUCGAGAAGGUGCACCAGCUGGAGCAGCACAACCGGCUGCUGGAGGCCGAGGUCUCCCUGCUGCGCCAGCGCCAGGCGGAGCCCUCCCGCCUGCAGCAGCUCUACGAGCAGGAGAUUCGCGAGUUGCGCUCCAAGGUGGAGGAGCUGCGCCACGAGCGGGACGAGGCGCAGCUGGAGAGCCAGCAGCUGGCGCAGGGGCUGCAGCGCCUGCGGGAGCAGUGCCAGGAGGAGGCGCGCCGGCGGGAGGAGGCCGAGCUGGCCCUGCGCGAGUACAGGAAGGACGUGGACCACGCCACCCUGGCCCGGCUGGAGCUGGAGAAGAAGGUGGAGUCGCUGCUGGACGAGAUCGCCUUCCUCCGGAAGGUGCACGAGGAGGAGGUGGCGGAGCUGCAAGCCUCGCUGCAGGAUGCGCAGGUCUCAGUGGAGGUGGACGUGAGCAAGCCUGACCUCACGGCCGCCUUGAAGGAGAUCCGCAUGCAGUAUGAGGUCCUUUCCGCCCGGAACCAGCAGUCCGCCGAAGAGUGGUACAAAUCCAAAUUCGCCAACUUCACCGAGGAGGCGGCUCGCAGCAGUGACAGCAUCCGCCAGGCCAAGGAGGAGAUCACGGAGUACCGGCGCCAGCUGCAGGCCCGCAACAUCGAGGUCGAGGCUCUGAGGAAUGCCAACGAGUCCCUGGAGAGGCAGCUGCAGGAAGCGGAGGAGAGGAGCAAUGGGGAGAUCCAUAAUCUGCAGGAGACUAUUAACCAGCUUGAAAAUGCUCUAAGGACGACCAAGGGAGAGAUGGCUCGUCACCUCCGAGAGUACCAAGACCUGCUGAAUGUGAAGAUGGCCCUGGAUAUUGAAAUAGCUGCAUACAGGAAAUUACUGGAAGGGGAGGAAACGCGGCUAAGCACCGUCAGCAGCGGGAACACCUUCGGCCUUGGCUACACGUUCUCAUCUAGCCCUUUCUCUGGCGCAAAAGCCUUCUCCGCCAGCACGGUCACUGUCAGGAGGGAGGAGAAGCGAGACCUGCAGGAAAGCAUCAAGGACCCCAGACUUUCAGAGGAGCCGAAGCCUGCCGAGGAAGAUCAGCCCGGAGAAGAAAAGGUCGAAGCCGUCCCAGCCAAGAACUAAACUGGAGUGAAGUCGCUAUGCGCCUCCCCAGGGGGAAAAGGAGUCCCUCACAGGCGAGAGAUUACGUUGUGUUCUAAUGUAGCCAAUUACAGUAACACUGAGCGGCAGCCUGGUCCAGUGGCUAGUGCUCCGGACUGGGACUCAGAGACCUGGGUUCUAGUCCCAGCUCUGCCACUGGCCUGCUGGGUGACCUUGGGCAAGUCACUUCACCUCCCUGCACCUCAGUUUCCUCUCUCACCUUGUCUGUAGAUUGUAAGCUUCUCUGGGCAGGGACUGUCUCUGGCUAUGUGUUUGUACAGCGCCUAGCACAAUGGGGCCUUGAUCUCCGUUGGAUCCUUUGGUGCUAUUAUAAUAAUGCUCGUAGAACAAAGGUAUGUAUGUGUGUCCCCUGCCCUCUCCAGGCUCGACUUCCAGGCCCUCGUCCUGUUCACACUGCACAUGGUGGUAAAACAUUCCAGUGAUUUCAGCGGGGUCAGAAUUGGGCCCCUACAUAACAGUGUCCAGGGCUUCAGAGCCCUGACCCCUCCCUCCCACACCCUGCAGUGCACCGUUAGCUGCUCCAACCCCUAUUCUCUCCAUUGCGGUUUAUAGAGUAGGCUCAGUUGAAUGGGAGGUUGGCUGAUGCAGAACCAAACCUUGGUCCCUGUUAAAGUAAAUAUUGACACUCCCAUAGAUUCUAGGGGACCAUUUUAUUGGCCCAAAGCCUGGCAAACUUGGUCUAGUUGCCUGAAAGGCUUGGGAACCAAAGCCACUAAAUACCCUAUGGAAACUAAGUGAGAAUGAGGAUGUAAAUGGUUUUUUUUGAAAGGCCCCUAGACACACCUAUUAUUCGGCAAUAGCUAGAGCAGUGUUUCCCAAACUGCGGGUCACCGCCCCGAAUGGGGACGGGCCAUCAGCAGAUGGUGUCACGGCGAUCCCUAGUGUUCAGAGGACACCAUUUUGCGCUGCACAGCAUGACCUUGCACGAAUGGUGCGUGCAAGGUCACAAUGCCUGGAGGGCGCCAUUUUGCUCUACAAAAUGGCUACCUCUGCACAGUGAGCCCUCGCAUGCACUAUACGGAUGAGGUCAUGCUGUGCAGAGGAUGCUAUUUGGCUCUUCAAAAUGGCAUCCUCCAUGCUGUCUGGGGUCCCGGGAGGAAAUAAGUCAUUAAAAUGGGGUCGUGCCAGCAAAAAAGUUUGAGAACCCCCGAUCUAGAGCAUGUUCAUAGAUGGUCAGCCAGUUUCUUCCAUUCCCCCUUUCCCUCGUCUUUGUUGGGAGUUAUCUCAGCCCCUCCCUCCUCAUGAGACUCCUUCCACUCUUAUACCUUGCUCUGCCUUUCCUGGGUUGUCUUAGCUAUACCAGCAAACCCUUUCUAGUGUAGAUAAGGCCAUGCAUGACAAGAGGAGAGAUAGAAAAGCUCUGGUUUAGGGCCAGAUUCUGAUGCAUUUACUCACACUGAAUAGCACCUUACUCCAUAAGUGGUCUCAUUGGGGUACUAGAAAGGGUCUCAGUGUAAAUAAGGGUACUAAGAAUCUGGCCCUUCGAGACAGAUUUUCACAAGAGCACACUUGGCGUGUUUGGUGUGGAGCCUUUCUGCCAAUCUGGCCCGGAUUUUGGAAUUUUCAAAUUUAGCCCUUCUUAAUUAACAGUGGAUUUAUAGCUCUCCUUUAAAAAACAGGAUUUGGGGUGUGUAGGGCAGAUUGCAUCAGUAAUAUUUUCUGGGAACGGCAAUCUGAAGACGUGUAACAUCCAAAAUGAUGAAGAUGUUGUGGAAAUUCAGGCGCUGUAAUUAUGAUGCAGAGAGACCGUCUGUAAAUACAGUCUGAUAUCCUUCAGUUAACAUCCAUAUGUUAUUUGUCUGUCUCUCUUCCAAUCCACGAAUGUACCCGGGGGAGGGGAGGAGAAUUGUAUCAUGAAAGUGAAUGUUCUGUAGAAAGAAUUAGCUUGAUAUUCUGAAUGUAGAGCAGACAGCGAUUGGUCGCUGCGGACAUUAGUGUUCUGUUAGAGGGCUUGAGGUAGGCUUAAAACUUUAGUCUAGAGCUGGUCAAAAUGGUUCGAAUUUCAAAACUUUGACAAUUUCAGAAUUUGACAUUUGAAGGGGGAAAUAAUUGGGGAGAAACUUUCUCCCCAUUUUUCAAUCAACUGGAGAUCUGGUCAAAAUGUUGAAUUUCAGAAUGAGAGAAAAAUAUUUCACACAGAUCUUUUGUGAAUGAUUUGACCACGUCAACUUUAGACUGUUACUGAAUGCAGAUCCAUGGCCUAAUCUAGAAUGUGUAUGUAUAGUGGAAUGUAGACUGAUCAUAAGACAAUGGUUAUUGCAAGUGCUCUUUCUUUAAUCGAUACGACAUUUUGGAUCAAGGUAUCAUUUUGCAUGAAGCUACCUUUCAGAUAAUUUGAAUGUGACUUUCCUCUUUUUCCAUUAAAAUAUUCUUUGUUUAUUUGGAAGGCAAAUGAAUAGAAAACCGAACCCCCAAUAAACAGUAUG